Bufo bufo (common toad) is the source of this 1567-nucleotide messenger RNA. It is a transcript of the gene TRIM69, whose product is annotated as tripartite motif containing 69. The transcript is spliced from 6 exons. Gene Ontology annotation, molecular function: protein binding; metal ion binding. NCBI's taxonomy places the organism in Eukaryota, Metazoa, Chordata, Amphibia, Anura, Bufonidae. Bases 1 to 1380 code for a protein of 459 amino acids. The record is from RefSeq and is a predicted model, not a curated record.
AUGGCCACCACUCCUAGCCCAUUGCCCCUACUACCAUCCCUGAGCUGCGCCGUGUGCCGCGAUGUACCAAGGGAGCCCGUUACCAUGUCUUGCGGGCACUGUCUGUGUAGGGGAUGCCUGGAGCGGUCAUGGAGGGGCCAGGAGGCCUACCCAACCUGCCCCAAAUGCCGGCCAACCCCUGUGCAAACUCCAGAUGGGGUGCAGAGGGGUCUGUGUGCAGAACAUGGUGAGAAAGUGCAUCUGUACUCCACUCAGGAUGGAAGAUUAUUGUGUCCCCGCUGCCGUGGGGCCACUGAACCGCAACCACCUCACGCUAUGAUCCCCAUACAGGAGGCCGUGGGAGGCUACAAGGAUGAGCUGAUGUCGGCCAUGGCACCACUGGAGGCUCGGCUAAAGGAGCUGCAGCAGAUGCAGUGCGCCCAGGAGCAGAUGAUCGCACAACACAGGGGUAAUCUUCUGAGCACCAAGCACCACGUGAGUCUAGAGUUUGAGAAGCUGCAUCAGUACCUGCGGGAGCGGGAGGAGCGGCUGCUGCGGGAGCUGCAGCAGGAGGGGGACCUCGUCCUGGCCGAGAUGGAGGAAAGCCUCAACAAGAUCAAACAGAACUGCCAGGGCAUCCUCCAGACCAUCAGCAGCACCCAGCCGCGGCUGUACGAGCAGGACGCCGUCACCUUCCUCACAGAUAUAAAGUCGUGCAUGGACAUCUGUUACGGGGGCUACAGAGAUGGUUUUCCGGCACAGAACGUGCUGACCCCCAGAGACUUUGGAUACGGAGGAGUGAAGGAUCUGAUCCAGUACACGGCCUGGAAGGAUAUGAAGUCGUACAUCAGUCCCGCCUUACCGAACAUAAUCAUGGACCCCAGCACAGCCCACCUUAACCUGAUGCUCUCCGAAGACCUUACCUGCGUCCGAUACAGCGACACCAAACAGUCUUUACCCGAAAACCCGCGCCGCUUCGACUACUGCUGCUGCGUUCUGGGCACAGAGGGUUUCUCCUCUGGCCGCCAUUACUGGGCAGUUGAUGUCGGCAACAAGACCAAGUGGAAUCUAGGCGUAGCCAAAGAGUCUGUGAAUCGGAGGGGUGGGAUUACCCUGUCCCCAGAGAACGGCUUCUGGAUACUGUGGCUGAGGAACGGCCAUGAGUUCAAAGCCCUGGACGUCCCGUACCGGACACUGACCCUGAGGAACAAACCGCAGAGGGUGGGCAUCUACCUAGACUACGAGGGCGGCCAGCUCUCCUUCUACAAUGCUGAUGACAUGUCCCACAUCUACACCUUUGUCACUUCUUUCUCUGAGACCAUUUACCCCUACUUCUGCCCCUGCCUCAAUGACUCGGGGAAGAACGGGGGGCCACUGAAGGUCCUUCACCAUGUACCCUGAAGAGGUUCCAUCUGCUGGGGCUUAUUCCCAUGCAUUAGAGUACUGUUGUUUCAUGUCUUAGGAGUAUGUUGGCGCGCAAGGUGCCAGGCUGUGCCCUUUUAUUCCAUGUUCACUUAUAGUACAGAUGAAAGAGAUUAUCUCUAUGUCAUUACCUUACACAUCUCAAUAAAUUCAACUGGUUAAGUAA